Magallana angulata is the source of this 1871-nucleotide messenger RNA. RefSeq lists its product as uncharacterized. NCBI's taxonomy places the organism in Eukaryota, Metazoa, Mollusca, Bivalvia, Ostreida, Ostreidae. The record is from RefSeq and is a predicted model, not a curated record. The transcript has 7 exons. Gene Ontology annotation, molecular function: zinc ion binding; metalloendopeptidase activity. The coding region runs from base 1 to 957 and encodes 318 amino acids.
AUGUUACACUAUACACAAAGGGUAUUUAUCUUUUUGUGUCUACGCUUCAUCCCUUUUUCACUGGGAAAAACAGAUGAAAUAUUUCUGAGGCGGACUACAACACGAAUAGACCUAAUAGAGCUUUCUAUGGCAAUAUGGUCGGGACAUUUCCCCCGUCGUAGUGACUGUACCUCCAAGUGUACCCAGGAACCGGACUGUGUGUCCUUACUGUACAACAUGGCUGACGGAUCAUGUGACCUCUUCAACGUGAUCUAUGACAGUGACGACAGAGGUGACGUCGACUAUUACUGGGUGUUGGAAGACAGGGGAACUCGAUGGGUUCCAGAGUCGUGUCUCGCCCUCUCAACUUGUUCUGGCAUUACAACAAACGGAGAAUACUGGGUCUAUCCAGCUGUAACAAAUCGAAGGUUAACGAAAAUAUACUGUCACAACCUAGCGACUGAGCCUUCACAUUUUAUAACUUUGAAAUAUCCCAACAACUUUAUCAUUCAUGACGAAUCAAAUUGGAUAAUACAGCACAGACAGUGCCAAUCGGCUAUUCGCCUCCGGUUAAAAAAAACUAAAUUUUUAAAAGUGAAAUUACGGAAAGAGAGCAUGGUGGUAAAUGGAACUGAUUAUACGUUCACAUCGCUGACGGGAUCAAAACCAAUCCAGUAUGGAUAUGCUCGUGACUGUAAUGGGGAACACUUCAGGAACCCUUGUCCUCACUUUGGGACAGCCACCAUUGAUACCAGAGGGACUGGACUGAUUGUUGAUCCUACAAUUAAAUUUGGUCCCAUGAAAGGGUUUGGGACGGCUAUAAAGAAAUUUCAUCGUUCCGUGAAUAGGGACCUGAUUUCACUCACCUGUGCAGGAUGGUGCGGCCUUUGUGGACCGAUCUCUGAACCAAUCAGAUUCCAGCAUUCUAUGGAAUUCAUUUCAGCUGCUGACGCAAAAGCUGUUAUUUGCAACAAGUGAAAAGUUCUUCAAGGAAAUAGGAUGCUGAUGAUAAUAGACCAUCAUUAUCGACAUUGGAUGGAUUUUUACUUUACAAUGACGAUUUGUUUAAAAAAAAACAUCACUUUAUGAAGGAGAGAGUUACAUUUUAGUUUUUAUAGAAAGUUGUAUUGACAAAAACGUAUUCAAAAGCGCUGUAUGUCACUUAAAUGCAGUAUGUUGAUGCAAAAGUUAAAGAUCAAUUGAACUCAGCGUAUAAUAUAAUAUUGUAAUUGUUUGACCAACGCGUAUUUUGCCUUUUUAAAGAAUUAGUCUUAUUACAAAACCUAGAUAGAAAUUUAAAAAUGAUUUGGUAAUAGUCAUCCAUGUCAAAUAGUCUAGAAAUAUAAAAUGGUAGUUAAUCUUAGAUCUAAAAAACCUUAACAAUUGCAUCUUUCUUUUAUUGAGCCACUUAUACAAUAUAAGAAUUCUAUAAUUAAUUUCGUUCAUUUUUUUUAAAUAUAUAUUUGUAGGAAGUUAGUUUCUGUAAGGUAGAACAGAUUAUUUUAGGAAUUGCUAUUAUUUUAAAAGUAGAUAGAAAGUAAGUCUCUGUAAUAUUGAAAAGAAAUCAUGAACCUUCAACAAAUUGGGAUUUAAUGCUUGAUGAGAAGUCCUAACCUUUUUUGUUAUGUCGAUAAUUUAAGUAAAUUUUCUAAGAUAAAUGUAACACUUAUAACUAUGCAUUUGCUGACUUUAUCAGUAAUUUUUCAAUACUAUAACAUUGAAAAAUAAUACGAGGUUGUUAUAUGGUAUACAGUGUAUAUUAACAUUACAUUAAAUUCCAUCGGGAUAUUAAUAAUCUAAGAAGUGAAGGCGAUUUUGUAUUUUUAUUUAUUAUAUUUUUACAAAAUGUAAAUCAACUUUUUUUAAAAAUCUGCCAAUAAAGGUAUUUCUAU